AUGGCACCACACUCUGCAACCUCCAUCCUCAUCCUCCUCAUCACCAUCUUCAUCUCAUCCUCUCCAACCUUCAUCACCAGAGCCAGAGCACAAGGCAGGGCGCCCCACGGCCUGGCCUACGAGGGCCCCGUCGCCUUCUCCCCAUCAGCAGUCGAGUUCUUCCACCCCAACAACAACAACAACCAGCAGCUCCCCGCCGUCACCAGCGGCCACCCGGAGGCCGCUCAGCUCGCCGCCGCGGCAAAGACCAGCACCACUAGUACUCCCGACGAACAGAGCAAAGUGGCCAGCUCGAGGUCCGGCCAGAGUGGCGGGAGGAGUGGGCUGGGUGCAGGGGCGAUUGCAGGGAUUGUGUUUGGAGUUGGGUUUUCUGUGUUCAUGGCCAUGGGUGCGUUCUAUGUGGUGAGGGCUCGUAGGGCGAACUUGAGCAAGGCCAGCAACUCUGUUCAGCCACAGGUUUAG
Molecule: messenger RNA, 462 nt
Organism: Linum tenue
Lineage: Eukaryota; Viridiplantae; Streptophyta; Magnoliopsida; Malpighiales; Linaceae
Source: the annotation of a GenBank genome assembly